This is a messenger RNA of Alnus glutinosa, 1726 nucleotides long. Its product is annotated as caffeic acid 3-O-methyltransferase-like. Bases 80 to 1225 code for a protein of 381 amino acids. Gene Ontology annotation, molecular function: protein dimerization activity; S-adenosylmethionine-dependent methyltransferase activity; O-methyltransferase activity. Lineage: Eukaryota; Viridiplantae; Streptophyta; Magnoliopsida; Fagales; Betulaceae. The transcript has 4 exons. Gene Ontology annotation, biological process: methylation. The record is from RefSeq and is a predicted model, not a curated record.
UAGUCCAGAAGGCAAAGCAAAAGCACGAGGAAAUUCGGGGGGCAGUGCAUCGUCUUCUUCAGCUGAACCCCAAGAAUCAAUGGCGACCAAAAGCCCCAGACAACUCAAACAAAAAGAAGAAGAUGAAGUCUUCUCCCAAGCCAUGGAACUGGCGUGCGGGUCAGUGCUGCCCAUGGCCAUGAACGCAGCCAUCGAGCUCCGCGUUUUCGACAUCUUGGCCAAUGCGGGCCCUGGUGCCACGCUCUCCGCUGCGCAGAUCGCGGCCCAGAUGCCCGCCAAGAACCCCGACGCACCUGCCAUGCUGGAACGCAUCUGCGACCUUCUGGUGUACCACUGCGUGCUUGGUUGCUCUGUGGUUAAGAACGCUGGCGGUGAUGGCUGUCCUGUCCGUAGGCUCUACUUUCUGCUUCCGGUAUCCAAGUACUUCGCGCGUAAUCCAGAUGGGGUUUCCUUAGCGCCCUUGAUGACCUUGAAUCAUGACAAAGUUUACUUGGAUAGUUGGUCUCAACUAAAGGAUGCAGUUCUUGAAGGCGGAGUUCCAUUUAACAGGGUUCAUGGAAUGCACGCCUAUGAGUACGCUGGCAGAGACCCUAGGUUCAGUCAAGUUUUCAACACUGCAAUGUUCAACCACACUACAAUACUUGUAAAGAAGUUGCUCGAGGCCUAUGACGGUUUUAAGAACCUCAAUCAGAUCGUCGAUGUUGGUGGUGGAAUCGGAGUGGCCCUUAGCUUAAUCAUUUCAAAAUACCCCAAAAUUAAGGGCAUUAAUUUCGACAUGCCUCAUGUUAUAAAACAUGCGCCACCCUACCCUGGUGUGAAACAUGUAGCUGGAGAUAUGUUUGAAAGUGUUCCAAAAGGAGAUGCCAUAUUUUUGAAGUGGAUACUUAAUGAUUGGAGCGAUGAUGACUGCGUGAAGAUAUUGAAGAACUGCUACAGCGCUCUUCCGAACGAUGGGAAGGUAAUUGUUAUGGCGCAAGUUCUUCCACUUUUUCCAGAAAUUACCACUAACGCAAAGGUUAAAUCCCUACUUGAUAUGCUUAUGAUGACUCAAAAACCGGGAGGACGGGAGCGGAUGCAACAUGUACCAUUGGCAGAUGCAGCUGGAUUUGAGAGCGUUAGUUUGACUUGUCAUGUCUAUGAUACCUGGAUUAUGGAGUUCAACAAGAAGGAUUUGACAUCUGGUAGCUUCUGUGAGAGCUUACACUCUAGUAGCUUUUUUGCCUAAUUACUGAGAUAAGGCAAGGAAUGCAGUUUCUGAAGGUAUUGUGAUAUCAGUAUGGAAUAUUUCAUUUGUAAACAUCGGAUCAUGAAAGUAUGUUCUGUAACUGUGGCAUUUUGUUCUGAACUCUCUAAUCAGCCAUUAAGUAGUGAAAUUACGCUACAAACCUAGGAAGUGAGCCUAUUACAACUAUUAAGUGCACAUGUUUGAAAGUGUUUGAUCAGGUGAAAGUCAGAUUGUGGUAGGAAAGGAAUCACUUGUUGAUGGGAGGGUUUGAGUGACAAUAAGCUUUCAUUCAAGAACUCCUCUGCAUUCCUUAUAACUUGUUUAUGGAAAGUGGGUGGUUUUCAAGUAUAUAUCAUAAACGCCCAGAUCUUCAGAGCUUGCUAUUAGUGAAGCUUCUGUUGACAUCUUCAAUUGUGAUUGAUCAGCCUAACUCUUGUUUGUUUUAUACAUAAAAUUCCUGGGUUUUGCGCUGAAAUCCAGUGGCAAACUUUAUUUGUUCAA